Messenger RNA from Scatophagus argus, 2586 nucleotides. It is a transcript of the gene gfi1ab, whose product is annotated as growth factor independent 1A transcription repressor b. The record is from RefSeq and is a predicted model, not a curated record. Gene Ontology annotation, cellular component: nucleus. The coding region runs from base 288 to 1442 and encodes 384 amino acids. Lineage: Eukaryota; Metazoa; Chordata; Actinopteri; Scatophagidae. The transcript has 7 exons.
UUUAUUUUUUUUUUUAAUUAUUCAUUUAGCAGCUGUGAUGGUCUGCGAGCUCAGUGUAUUUCUCUGUUUUAUGUUGCAGUGAUUGGUGGAGUUUGCGGAUAUUUUUGAGCAUGCAUUUCAUGGCGCAGUGGAGGGCAGUUAGUUUAUUCAAAUUUUACCAGGCUGGUUUGUAAAAAUCUCAACACAGGAAAAAAAAAAAAACAAAAAACCUUGAGCUAAUUUUGAUAGCAACAGACACGUGCCUGGGUAUGAUGCCACACAACUUACAUCUUAAGAAUUGAUCAGAGAUGCCUCGCUCCUUCAUGGUGAAGAGUAAGAAGGCGCACAGCUACCACCAGCCCCGCAGUUUGGAGGAUGACUACAGCAAGCUGGACACUAUACUGGCGCACAUAUGCUCAGAAGCAGACCGGCUCCCAGAGGACUCCGACAUGUCGGUGGACAGGUACUGCCCCUCUCCGGACAUCCACCUGGCUGACGAUGCUGACUUCUCCCCGAAGUCCCUGCAGAGCUGCGCCGACAGUCUGUGCGGUCGAUCCACGGACUAUGAGGACUUCUGGAGGCCCCCGUCUCCUUCUGCAUCACCGGUAGAUUCCGAGAAAUCCCUUUCUCCUCUGGUGGAUGAGAGCCAGCCCUUCACAGUACCCUUCCGGCCGUAUGCCUGGAGCAGCUACCCGGGGCCGGGGCUCAGGCCCGUGGUGCAGCAGGGCCUCCAUCCCAGCAUGGAGGUGGACAGGGACCAGGGGGCGAUGGCUUUCUACGGGGACAGGAGCACCCACCCGGCUCUGUACGCAGAGCGGACUCUGGCCGAGAAGUCUUACGGGGACUGGAGGCACGCUGCUGCGCUGCUGUUUCCUGACGGAGGCCCGCACGCAAAGACGCACAGUGUGAAGGCCCAGGCGGACCUGCUGCGCUCCAGCCUGGUCCUCAACGGCGCUUACAAGUGUGUCAAAUGCAGUAAGGUGUUUUCUACUCCUCACGGUUUGGAAGUCCACGUCCGCAGAUCGCAUAGCGGCACCAGGCCAUUCGCGUGUGAAAUAUGCGGCAAAACCUUCGGACACGCAGUCAGCCUGGAACAGCACAAAGCUGUGCACUCUCAGGAAAGAAGUUUCGACUGCAAAAUAUGCGGCAAAAGUUUUAAGAGGUCGUCCACUCUGUCCACGCACCUGCUCAUCCACUCCGACACUCGGCCAUACCCGUGCCAGUACUGCGGGAAAAGGUUCCACCAGAAGUCAGACAUGAAGAAACACACUUUCAUCCACACAGGUGAGAAGCCACACAAAUGUCAGGUGUGUGGGAAAGCGUUCAGCCAGAGCUCCAACCUGAUCACGCACAGCCGGAAACACACGGGAUACAAACCCUUCGGCUGCGACCUCUGCGGCAAAGGUUUCCAGAGAAAAGUGGACCUGAGGAGGCACAAAGAGACGCAGCACGGACUCAAGUGAAGGGGAACGAACCGCCAUCACUGCACCAAAUCACCUGACUUUAGAGUCUGUCAAGGAGUGAUCUGACAAAGACAUUAUAAACAGAAGACAAUUGCGCCUUUUAUCCCAAUCGCCCCACUUGAGGACGUUUUUUUCGACCAAGAUCCACUUUUAGUUUUGUAAAAACGUAACGUGAAAGUGUAUUGGAAAGAUAUAUGAUUAUCUCGGCCGAGAAGCAGAUGAUUUAUUUAUUCUACUAAGGAAAACGUCGACUUUACGCUUAAACGAACGAACUUCUUCUGACGGAUAUUUUACAGGUUGAAGGCACCAACAACACUAAUUAUUUUACCAUCUUACUGCAGGUUGUUCUAAAGGUCCAGAGAACCAGAGAUAAGCUGUGAACAGUCAGACAUGCACACAUGAAGCAUGAUAAAUUCGUGGUGUGAUAAGAAUCUGCCUCUGAGGGCAUCAAAUAUUUGUACUCACACUUAAAGAACCGGAUCGGCAGUAAAGCCAACAGAGAUGAAAAUCUGCGUUCUGUUUUCAGUUUGAAAAUCUGCUGGCAAAACAGUCUCCUCAGACUGUGUGAUUUAAUAAACAGGAGGGUCACUGUGGGGCUGCUAGCGUCUGCAUUCCCAUUUUGCACAUUUUAUUGUCGGAAUGAACCUUUUUUAUUUUAAACAUACAUUUCCCCCCCCAGACUCUUUUACUUUCUGCUUGGUUUAUUGAAAUUAAAAAGCAAUAAAGUCUAAUAGUGGAAUAACCUAAGAUGGCUUCUUUUAUUUUUCCAAAUGAAGGAUUUGGGAACAUCAGACAAAAAGACCAAAUAAAAUGAGUGUUCGGCAGCUCGUCAGUUUGCUUAUCAACGAAACUCGUCACCAAAAUUGCCUUUUUUGACACCUUACAGACUCCGUAGUGAGUAGGCCACAAGGCCAUAACCGCGGAGUCAAUACUGAGGGGGAUCAAUAUCGGCCAGGGGUGCCCCCUCCUCAAAACCAAAUAAUUACAAUUAAAAUGUGAUAUAACCAACAUCGGCUCAUAUUACAUUGUAGUUUUCCGCAGGCAAGACUCAAGUGCACUAAUGAUGGCAAUUUGUUGAGUUCAGCUCUGAUUAGAAUUAUGUUUAGAAGCUAAUAAUUAUUUCAGACAGUGGUGUGUGGCUUCC